AUGGAUCUAAGGAAGGCUGCUGCUCUGUGUCUGGGGCUGUGGAGUGCCUGGCUCUGGGCUGGACAAAAUUCUCAAGCUGCAUCUGUGUUACCCCCUUCACACAGGCUGCCAGGGGCAACUAAGAGGGACCUGCUUUCUGGGCACACACUUGCCACUUUGCUCAAGGACCCUAAGAACCACAUACCCUCCAGGAAAGAGCCCAUAGGGAAGGGCACAGUGAUACCCCACGACUACAUGCUGUCUCUCUACAAAAGUCUGUCCAGGAGAGAGCCCAGAGGGCUAAAGUCUAAUUUAACAAGAGACAAAGCAGUGGCCAACACUAUAACCAGCUUUGUAGAUCAAGGAGAAGAUGAUGAUACUGUGUUGCCUUCUCCAGAACAGAGGUACCUGUUUGACACCAGCACUUUACCAGAGAUGGAUGACAUUGUAAAUGCUGAACUUCGGGUUCUACGAAGGUUUCCAACCAACACAAGUUCAGUGGUCUCUGAGACAGGGAACCUGGUUCAUUUCCAUGUAUACACCUGUCCUACCACCUGGCAGGAACCCAAGGUUCUAGAUUCUAGAUCAUCAGAUCUUCUGGACUCCACAAGUUCUAAGUGGGAAGUAUUUCAAGUCUUGAAGGCCAUGGACAACAGGAAACAUCCUUUGUGCUUAAUGCUGAAGAUGACUUCUGACCUCACUGAGAAAUCUCUGCCACCUUUGCAACUGGGAUUUAACCGACAUGGAGAAGAGGCUAAUGAAAAGCCUUUGCUGGUUGUCUACUCCCACUCAAAGAGGAAGGAAAAUCUAUUUAAGGAGAUCAGAGACAAAAUUAAAUCAAUGGGAAACCCAAAAGUUCUGGAGCCACCAGAUUCUGGCCAGAGAUCCAUUACCAGAAGAAGAAGUAAAAGGUCAACCCUGCCCACAAGGACACAUAACGGUAAGGGUAAUGGGAAAAGGUCCAAAACUAGGUGCAGCAAGAAGCCCCUCCAUGUAAAUUUUAAAGAGCUGGGUUGGGAUGACUGGAUCAUAGCACCGUUGGACUAUGAAGCAUAUCACUGCGAAGGUGUUUGUGAUUUCCCCCUCAGAUCCCACCUAGAGCCCACCAAUCACGCCAUCAUACAGACAUUAAUGAACUCCAUGGACCCUGAGUCCACACCACCAAGCUGCUGUGUACCCUCCAAACUCAGUCCAAUCAGUAUUUUAUAUAUAGACUCUGGCAACAAUGUAGUCUACAAACAAUAUGAAGACAUGGUGGUUGAGAGCUGUGGGUGUAGGUAGCAGAUGUUCUAA
Messenger RNA from Pelobates fuscus (common spadefoot toad), 1272 nucleotides. It is a transcript of the gene GDF7, whose product is annotated as growth differentiation factor 7. Bases 1 to 1260 code for a protein of 419 amino acids. Gene Ontology annotation, biological process: BMP signaling pathway. Gene Ontology annotation, cellular component: extracellular region. The transcript is spliced from 2 exons. The record is from RefSeq and is a predicted model, not a curated record. Lineage: Eukaryota; Metazoa; Chordata; Amphibia; Anura; Pelobatidae. Gene Ontology annotation, molecular function: cytokine activity; growth factor activity.